Anastrepha obliqua is the source of this 2332-nucleotide messenger RNA. RefSeq lists its product as uncharacterized. Gene Ontology annotation, cellular component: SCF ubiquitin ligase complex. Gene Ontology annotation, biological process: SCF-dependent proteasomal ubiquitin-dependent protein catabolic process. The record is from RefSeq and is a predicted model, not a curated record. NCBI's taxonomy places the organism in Eukaryota, Metazoa, Arthropoda, Insecta, Diptera, Tephritidae. The transcript has 4 exons. The coding region runs from base 117 to 2183 and encodes 688 amino acids. Gene Ontology annotation, molecular function: protein binding.
CGCCCAUUACUAGAUACAACAACAAUGAAUGAGCCAAAAAGGCAAAUAGUUGCAAUUUAUUAACAAUGCGGUAGUUUUGUGCAUUAUUUUAGGAUUAUACAUUUGGCGAUUCAAAAAUGGGAACGGAUAAUAAAAACGGCGAAGGAUAUUAUAGUACGUUUGAACCUAGCUUUGCCGAUCUUCCUAUGGAGGUUAUCGUUUACAUUUUUCGCUAUUUGGAUCAAGCAGAUGUGCAGGCAGCAGGCAGGACGUGUCUACGGUGGCGUGAAGCUACCUUUGACAUGGAGUUCACUAAAAAAAUUUUAGUGCGGUUUACCAAAUUAUGCCUAUCCGAUAAAAUUCCUCCCGCACUGGACUAUAUCAAAAGUAAUAGGCCUUUUCGGAAUUACCACUUUGAGGAAAUUACGUUCGGAGGGGUGAAACAGAUUAUGAAACACAUUGGUAACACAGCAGAGGAAGUAAUAUUUGACAAUGUUGAUUUGGGUGACAAACAGUUCUGUGAUAUUAUGAGGCAACUGCAAACAAUUCAUUCGUUGACCAUAACGCGCUGUUCACAGCUUUUUAUGUCGGGUUCUUUUUUGGAAAACGAGGAUCGCUUGACACUUGGAAUAAGUUUCGCCAAAAUACGACACCUUUCACUAAAGGACAAUCAAUAUCUUUCGGAUGCAAUUUUGCUGCGUCUGACGGAAAUGAUAGAGAGUAUUUACUCGUUGGAUUUGUCUGGAUGUCACAUUGCUUAUCACAAUGCAAUUCAACGACGCUUUUAUCCAAAUGAUGGGCGCAUCGUCGCAAGCGAAUCUAUAUUGACAUUCAAGUUUAUAGUUCGCAUAUUAACAAUGCAUCAACAACACCUUCGCAGGCUUAACCUUAGUAAUACAUUGAUCGGUGCACCCUCACUAAAUGCUCUUUCUAUGUUGAAAAGUGGUGGACUCAGACUGCACAGUCUUGGACUUGCAAAGUGUAGACAGAUAAAUUCAGUAUCUCUUAAAGCAUUUUUAGAAUGGCAGACAAGCUUACUGGAAUUGAACCUUUCAGACGUCGUUAGAGUAGAUGAUAGUUGCCUGGAUGUAAUUGUAAAAAAUCUGUCGUUACUACAAGACCUUGACAUUUCUGGGUGUGUAAAUGUUUCGAAUGAUGGAGUAUCACUUUUAAGCACUUUGAAACAUUUAAAAUGCUUAAAUAUAUCGCGUUGUGAUGGUAUUCAGUCGAAAGGUAUUACACACGGCAUAGCUUCUACCCGAAAUGUAAUACUGCAAAAUCUUCAAAUGACCCAUUUAAUGGUGUGCGAAGAAGCCAUCAAGACUCUAGCUGAAAACUUCCCUGAGUUACGAGUUCUCAAUUUAGAGCAAUGCGUGAAUGGAGUAACCGACGAAUCCGUUCAAAGUAUUAUUAAAAAUUUACAUUGGUUGCGUGAAUUAUCAUUGGUCAAUUGUUCUCGGAUUACCGACGCAGCCUUAACUGGAAUUAAUAUUACUCAUCUAGUUUCUGUGCCAAACUCGCACAGCUCACCUGAUAGCCCAGGCCCACUAUCAUUUCCUACGUUUGUAGAAGGUGAUUCUCUAAAUGGACUCAAUCAAUCAUUUAAGAUUUCUUUACGAAGCAAAGCCGAAGAGGAAAUCGUACGUGAUGCUAAUAGAAAAAAAGCAAUGUUUGCGGCGUAUGAAUUGAACUUAAUUGAAGAAUAUAAUGUUGAUGGGUACAAUUUAAAGAAAUUGCGCGGACUCAGAACCUUAAAAUUAAGUGGCUGUAAUAAAAUAACCGAUGUAUCUUUAAAAUAUGGCAUCAAAUUUCUUGAACUGCGUUACUUAUCACUUUCGAAUUGUCCACAAAUUUCGCUUAUCGGAGUUGAACAAAUGGUGCUAGAUAAUCCUUCAAUUGAGAUACUUGAUUUGUCGGAUUGCGAAAGUAUUAAUGAUAGAGCUAUACAAUUAAUCACAUAUAAUUUGACCAGACUUCGUGCGUUACAUAUUAGCGGAUGCAGCCAGUUAACCGAGCAUAGCUUAGACGCAAUUUCAGAUAACUGCAAACAUUUACAGACUCUAUCAGUGCAUCGCUGUCGUCAAAUAUACACUGACAUCGAAGAACGGUUUGCAAAUAUGACUACAUUACGCAACUUAAAUAUGGAUAAUACAACAAAUACGGACAUUUCCAUACUUCGCUUAAAAAAACGCCUUGAAUAUUGAUAUUUUGCUAUCAUUUUUUGUUUUCUUGUGUCGUUUUCAAGUCUUCUAUAAUGAUUGAAGUUGAGAUCAAAAGUAUUGAUCUUUCGGUGAAAAUAUUACCAGAAAUAUUUGUCAAACAUGUGAAUAAAUAUAAUUCUAAGCAAUCGAAA